Messenger RNA from Folsomia candida, 2375 nucleotides. Its product is annotated as la protein homolog. The transcript has 3 exons. Gene Ontology annotation, biological process: RNA processing. Lineage: Eukaryota; Metazoa; Arthropoda; Collembola; Entomobryomorpha; Isotomidae. Bases 289 to 1716 code for a protein of 475 amino acids. The record is from RefSeq and is a predicted model, not a curated record. Gene Ontology annotation, cellular component: nucleus. Gene Ontology annotation, molecular function: mRNA binding.
CAGAAGAAGCUUGCUUUCCGAGGAUCAGAAAUCAUCAUCCUCACUUCUCUGCCAGACCAGACCAGACCAGACCAGACCAUUUCUCUGCCUCUUAGCCAGUUGAAUCAACUUGCUCUUCUCUCGCCGGAUAAUAUUUCUCUCUUCAAAACCUCAUUCACGUCAAGGAAGAAAAAUCGGAUUUUUACAAAAUACACGACAAAUCGGGUCGGGUCACACUUGAUUUGCUAUUUCGUCAUAUCGCAUCGCAUCAAAAAGAGGAAUUAAAAGGAUAAUACUUAAUCGUGGACCAUGGUGAAGAUCGAGCCGGAGAAUAAAACUAGGGCCGCCGUCAACGCGGGUCAGUCACUCGUUUCCACCCUGUUACUCAGCUUACUUCGACUUUGGCACUCAUUUUGUCACCUGCUCUGGCUCGGCAGUGUAGGAAAUUCAGGUCUGAUUGGCGAAACCGAUAGCACGAAGAUAACUGAUUGUCAAGAACGAGACGAGCAAGUAGACGACGACGACACGGACGUUACCUAUUUUAAAAGGACAAUGACGAUCCAAACUCCUGAUGUUAUUGUCCCCUCUGACGACCAGGAAAACCAUGACCAAGUCAACAAUUUUUCGCUAAAACAGGAUUCCGAGGAGGAGGGUGAGGUGUCGUCAGAUGAAGAAGCUUGUCCUCCCCAAAAGACGGAGGACAUAGACAGUUCCAGCGGGUAUGGUUCGGGAAAUGGGAGCUCUCUGUCAGGCUCGCCAGUUCUAAACUCUGCAAAUUUGAAAGAACAUGACCCCCAAAACUUGUCCUCUGAUGAACAUGAAACUAACGGUGGAGGAUCCGUCGCACCUCUUCCUGCUCCAAGAAGACACAGUGAUUCCAGCGAUGGCGAAGUACCUCUCGAUGUCGCGGCACGAAUCGUGGCUCAAGUCGAGUCCAUGUUUUCCGACGAUCACUUGGCCAAAGAUGGCUUUUUGCUGAAACACGUUCGAAGGCGCACUGAUGGCUUCGUGUCACUAAAGUUGGUGGCCGGUCUGCGUAAAGUGAAGCAAAUUUCGAGGGAGUUUCCCGUCGUGUUGAACGCUCUCAAGACUUCGGAUAGCUUGGAGGUCAACGCUGAUGGAACCAAGAUUCGAAGGAGGGAACCCUUGACGUCGGAACUCCAAACCAUGCCAAUCAAACAAGCCAAGAAAGAUAAGGCGGGGCCGGAUGGCGAUAAGGAGAAAAACCAGGCUGAGAAGGAGAAUCAAGAUGACCAGAAAUUGGCUCGAAAACGACGCCAAAAGGGGGGUGACCGCCAGAAGGAUGAACUUCACUCUUCCGAUCGUGGGAAUCAGGGGCCCAACUACAAGACCACUAAUUCCAGACGAUCUUCAAUUUCCACAAAUGACGAAUCCCUCCCUAUUCGACGACGACGCGGAGGCUCCCUCCCAGUCGCCCCACUCGCGCAAUACCGUGGAAAUUACUGCAUCUGUCCUCCAAAUCCCCCUUCUCAGAACGCCGUCGACUUUCUUCGCCCAAACUCAAACGGUUAUUUUGAAGGGGGCACCGACCCGGCCGCCACGAUGAGCUCAUGGCUCCAGAAGAGAAAGGCCUCCAACCGACUCUCCGUCGGUGAAGUUUCUCUCGGCUCCGGUGUAAUUCGUCAACCUCGCGGGCCCGACGGGUCGAAAGGCUUCCAUCCAGGGUAUCGCGCCCUCAUGCAGGAAGAGCGCCUUAAUAUGAGCGCAUUCAAUUGAGCAGCGCUUUUUCUCUCUAAAAUUAUAUCGAAUAUUGCCAAACUUUUGGAGAAAGUCUCAGAUCAUACGUUUUGUUAUAGUUUAUAUUGUUCCGCUAUUGCUCAGUUUUAGUUGUUAAUUUAUAUUUACAUAUGUUAGAAAUCUGCCAAACGCUGAACUAUACAUUUAUCCAAUUCAGUUUGAAAUAGUCACUUGUUCCCAGAUUUUGAGAGUUGAGACUUUAAACAUUUAUUACUUAAUUUAGCAGCACAAUUAUUAUUUCUUUGACUGUACAUUAAUGGUUUUACAUAUCAUCUUAAAUAUGUAUUUCUUAGCGGGGUCAGUUAUCAUUUUAAUGAUACAUAUGUUAAAUGCAUCAUAGUCUUAUUUCAUGUGAGUGAACCUCACGUUAUUUGUUUUUGUAGUUCUUUAUUGUUAUUUACAAGAAAAAGUUACUCAAUUAUACAUUUACUAUUCAUAAUUAUUUAUAAUAAUGAAUUUAAUAAUGAUAAGUCUUAUAUAGUCAUUUUGAUGUCAAGAAACAAUAAUAUCUUUGUAUGCGCAUUUAUAUUUUUGUUACAAACUCAAUAAAACAAUUUAAAAUUUAAAAUGUAAAACUGUGAUAACAUUAUUAAAUAAAUAUGUGCGUGCGAUUUGUGUGUGCAGUGUGAUCGAAAUAA